AUAAUUUUACUUCCGCUUGUUGUGAUCGCGGGCUCCGUAUUAUCGCAUUCCUUCAUUCUGGGCAGCUGUGGAAGGCUUUUCAUUUUGAUCGUGAAAAACGUUAGAAAUUAUGGCUUCAGCCGUGACGGACUACUGUAGAUCACUGGGAGCCGAUGGAAGACAACUCCGUUUGGCGGGUCAUGUAGGGUUUGACAGUUUGCCGGACCAACUUGUAAAUAAAUCGGUGAAUCGAGGAUUCGCUUUCAACAUUCUAUGUAUCGGUGAGACCGGGAUUGGUAAAUCGACCUUGAUGGACACUCUUUUUCAGACUACAUUUGAAGGUCAACCUCACUCACACCACCUCCCUGGGGUGCAGAUUGAGCAUCACACAUAUGACUUGAAUGAGAGCAACGUAAUGCUGAAACUGACAAUUGUGGACACUGUUGGCUAUGGCGACCAGAUUAACAAGGAGGAUAGUUCUAGUUCUAUUGUAAAUUAUAUCGACCAGCAAUUUGACACAUAUCUUCACCAAGAGUUGAAGAUUAAGAGGACGAUGGACACCUUUCAUGAUACUCGUAUCCAUGCUUGCCUCUACUUUAUCUCCCCAACUGGGCACUCCCUGAAAUCACUUGAUCUAGUGUGCAUGAAGCAACUUGAUAAAAAGGUCAAUAUAAUUCCAAUCAUUGCCAAGGCCGACACUAUUGCAAAAAGCGAACUGAAACAAUUCAAACAGAAGAUCAUGGAUGAGUUAGAGAGCAAUGGAGUAGAAAUCUACAGGUUUCCAGUUGAUGAUGAGACUGUUGCAGAAAUGAACUCCACAAUGAAUAAUGAAAUCCCAUUUGCUGUAGUUGGUAGCCGAGAAGAGGUCAUGGUGAACAAGACCAAGUCACGAGCACGUGUUUACCCAUGGGGGACAGUGGAAGUUGAGAAUGAGAAUCACUGUGACUUCGUCAAGCUUAGGGAAAUGCUUAUCAGGACAAACAUGCAGAGUCUAAUUGACAAAACCCACACUGUGCACUAUGAGCUCUUCCGUCGCAACAAGCUUGAAGAGAUGGGCUUCAAUGAUGGAGAUGCCAACAAUAAGUCACACAGUCUCCAGGAGACAUAUGAAGAGAGACGCAAGGAAUACAUGUCACAGUUUCAGGAUAAGGAGGAGAAGAUGAGACAGCGCUUCGUGCAGAAAGUCAAAGACAAGGAGAAUGAACUCAAAAAAGCUGAACAGGAGCUCCAUGCAAAAUUCGAUCACCUAAAGAAAGUGCAAGCUGAGGAGAAGAAAAAACUGGAAGAGAAACGCAAGAUGCUUGAGGAAGAAAUGAGUCUCUUUGAAAAGCAAAAGGCUGCAGCAAACACUGCACAGGCUCAGGCCCAGCAGGCUACUGCUCACAUGGCCAAGGAACACAUGAAAAAGAAGAAAUAGGACUGUCUUUCAGCAGAGAGUAAAGUGCAAGGAGUACCCUAGUACGUACUCAGGAACUUUCUAAAUAGGUCUCAUGGACAAAUAUUGACCUGCAUAAAAAAUAUAACUACAAUUGAUAAAUGGCCAAGAUGCAAAGAGCUCUAGGCUGCCACACCUUUGUUUUUUUUCAUUCGAUAUUUGAAGACAAAUUCAUACCUGUCAACUCUCUCGCAUUAGGCAGGAGUCUCAAGAUUUUGGACCCCUGUUCCCGCUCUCCCGCGUUGAGCACCAAAUCUCCCGCUUUUUAGCGAUUUUUAUCGUCAUUUUGCCUAUUUUCUAUUAAAAUAUUUGAAACAACAAUUCCCUUGCAUAGCGCAAUUUAUCUAAGACCCUCGUGAGAUUUAUAAGUGGAUUGGUUUGCGAGAGCUUUCUAUACGGCAAAUGCCUGCAAGGUUGAACCCACCCCUCCCCCCAAAAAAUGAAUAUCCCCACCCCUACCCCCAAAAUAUUCUCAAGCCUUGAGAUUUUCGGAGGUUGACAGGUAUGCAAAUUGUGUAAAGAAAUCUUAAAAAACUAAAACUAUAGUUUAAAACUUCAUUUUCCAACCACAAUCAAAAAUAUCACAAUAACAAAGAAAUGUUUCUUGAAUGGUUGUGAAACAUUUUUGGGUUGUGCCCUAUAAAAUUCAUGCACUUCAUGUUUUUUUCAAGUGCUUUCAUGUUUUGGUAGUGGCUAAACUACAAAACAUUAAGGAGACAUGUCAUGCUUGACCUGUCUCCUAGUUUAGCCAGGCCGUAGAGUUCUCAAGAUUAUAAGAAUUGUUCUAACUCAGUAGGACCCUGAGAGAGGAGAUAGAGAUGUGCCAUAGCAAAGUGUUGCAGUAACAUAAGGUUAAAUACCCUGGUCCCUGAACAUCUCUCAGUUAAUGAUGCUGAUGGGCUGGCCACCUUGUCAAGGUAGCUAUAGUCAGGCUGUAGAACCAGGAUAGAUGUUUAUUAUCCAUUCACUGGAAACUGUUUCCCAAAUAAGCUAAUCCCUCAUUAGAAGAGAAUUUUUUUCUUACACCACAAAGUUGUAACCUUGCACAACCAUACUGAUGAUAUUAUCCAAUAUUCAAAUAAUCAGAUUUAAGCAUAUUUAUAGAUUUUUAUCUAGUAUCCAAAUACCUGCUUGCACCAUUUCCGUAGCUCAAUAAAUUUGGCAAUGGA
Molecule: messenger RNA, 2583 nt
Organism: Nematostella vectensis (starlet sea anemone)
Lineage: Eukaryota; Metazoa; Cnidaria; Anthozoa; Actiniaria; Edwardsiidae
Product: septin-11
Exons: 14
Coding region: 110-1396 (428 amino acids)
Biological process (GO): cytoskeleton-dependent cytokinesis
Cellular component (GO): septin complex; microtubule cytoskeleton; septin ring
Molecular function (GO): molecular adaptor activity; GTPase activity; GTP binding
Source: RefSeq, a predicted model, not a curated record